Haemonchus placei is the source of this 285-nucleotide messenger RNA. Lineage: Eukaryota; Metazoa; Nematoda; Chromadorea; Rhabditida; Trichostrongylidae. The record is from the annotation of a GenBank genome assembly.
AUGUUCGACGUUUUUGCAUUGGGCGAGUUCGAAAUCGAUGAAACCGAGCAGAUAGUUGCCGACGUAAUUCAACAAUCGUUCAUAAAUUUCGCGAAAACAGGUGUUCCAUUGAACCAGCACGCCCCAUGGCGAGAUGUUGGAACAUCAACCAAUCUUCGUCACUUGGCCAUCUCACCUGAACCUCAUAUGGAACAGGGCUUCUAUGACGGUACGCGUUUGACUAAUCUUACCAUGAAUUACGUUCAGAUAACAAUCUCGUCUGAACAGUGGCCGAGUUUCACAUAG